Molecule: messenger RNA, 1237 nt
Organism: Mercurialis annua (annual mercury)
Lineage: Eukaryota; Viridiplantae; Streptophyta; Magnoliopsida; Malpighiales; Euphorbiaceae
Exons: 4
Coding region: 38-1132 (364 amino acids)
Biological process (GO): regulation of cell cycle
Cellular component (GO): nucleus
Source: RefSeq, a predicted model, not a curated record
AUUCAAAACAAAGCUGCUCAGCUCAACUCAGAGUGAAAUGGGGAAGGCAGAGAAGGAGAGACUAAAUCAAAUUCUUAGUUCUUAUAUAAACUCUAUUCACGAAACCUUUCAGUUAUUGGAUGAGACAGCAACUUCAUCACUGGAAAAAGUGAGCUGGGAAGAAGUUGUCAAAAUGGGCGAUCAAGUCUCUAAGCAAGCUACUAUUGUUGGAAUGAUUUGGGUUGGGGAAAAACCAGAAGUUAAAGCAAUUGAGGAGAACAUGGAAACAUAUUUCAAUACGCUGCAGGGUUUCCUUUUGAUUUCUCAUGGUAGCAAAGUGGGUGCUGGACCUACUCUUUCUUCAUAUAUUCAUGCAUCCGUGAAACAAAUUGUCGAUUCCUGCUUUAAGUUGAUGAUGGAAACUGUGUCUUCAUAUGGAUCCCGUAAAGUAGACUUUAAACUCGUGGUUCCUCAGUUAGCUGGUGCAGUAUGGGAGGCAUGCUCUGCUCUUAAGAAGACACCUUCUACAAAUAUUACAGCCAUUGGUCGAUCAAUGACGCAAGUUGCAGUUUCCGUGAAAGAUGUUCUUCGUGAGAUGAAGGAGCUCAAACCAGCUCCCUCUAAUAUGACAGAUGAAGCGUUAGACGGUUCUUCUCCACAAGAAGAAAUUGGGCUCCCUGGUGAUGAUAAUCUAAGUGAUGAUGAUCUAGGAAACGACUUAUCACCUGAGGAGAUGAAAGUUGCUCAAUCGGGAGCUGGGGUCGUAUCUGAGACGGUUGCUGUUUUAAAGGAACUAAUCCGUACGAUCACCGGUUUGCUUAAGCAGGAAAAACCUAAUGACACAGGAGAUUUUGUGGACGCAUUAGAGAAGUUAUUGAAGCUAUCUCAAGAAAUCAGUGAGCAGAUUGAUGAGCUUGGAGCUUCCCUUUAUCCUCCACAGGAAAUUCCCGCUAUAAAGGCAGCUUUGGAAAAAAUAUCAAGUAUAACGGGUGAAAUGCUGGCCAUUGUAGAAAGUUUCAAAAGUGUUUCGGAAACUUUCCUUCAGGCGUGCACUGGUCUGAAGAGUUCCAUCAAACAAAUGGAAGCUGAACUAGACAGCUCCUAUACUAGUGAUAUAGAAGCUAAAAUGCAAAAUGUUGCCCUCAGCAAUUAGAGAAAUUAAAAUAUUUGGUUUUGAUUCAUAGUUUGUCAUUAUUUUCUUUGCUAUUGUAAAAGGGAAAGGAAAUGGCAGUUUCAAGAAGCAAGGAAUUGGAUAAUG